GCGAGCGGUAGGUGGCGCUGUCCUCCAUGUUGGGCGACAUCAGCCAGACAAUUCCAGCGAAGCAUUUUCGGGGGAACUCCUUGCUUGUAAUGAUUAGAAAAACCCUGCCUUUUUUUGUAAGGUAUGAAUCGUUUUAAUGCAGAUCUAGUUAAUGCGCUCAGAGGGAUUGUCAGCGAUGGAAAUUGGCAGUGUAUAGGGGAGAAAAGCCUGUUCGAGUCGCCAUGUACGAAGCUGUACGCAGAGGACAGAGAGCACGUCGUACUCGUGCGCACCGAAGACGGCCGCUUCUGGGCGAUGGAUUCAUCCUGUCCACAUGAAGGAGGCCCGCUUGACCUGGGUGAUAUUGAGGAUUUGGGGAAUGGGAAGAUGGCAUUAGUAUGUCCAUGGCAUCACUUUGACUUCUGUUUAGAAACGGGCAUCUCUUCUACUGGCUUACAGAACCAAGUCUAUGAGGUCCAAGUGGUACAAGACAAGGUUUACAUAAACACUCAAAAUGCCCUGUCACUUUUUCCAAUCCCAGAAACCAACACCGUUCCCUUGGGCAGGUUGUCACCACAAGAAGCCAAAUCCAGCGCAUCUGAGAACUCCCUUUGCUCCUGGGCAGCAAAAAUCCUCUGCACAGCAGACCCAAAAGAAAAGGUUGCAUUGACACAAGAAGUGCAGGACAAAUGGAAUUCUGGGAAGAUCACAGAAGUGGGUGAGAUGGAACCCCCUGUGCAUCCUUGCAGGAAGGAAAGCCUGACAGUGUUGCAGCCAGGGAAGAUCAAGCGAGGCAAAGGGGGAACGCUGGCCAGCAGGAUUGCUCUGCUGCACUCCUUGGCAAACAUCGAGCAGUGGGCCAUCGACCUAUCCUGGGACAUUAUCGCCAGGUUCUCCUCUGCAAGACUAAGCACAGGGGAAUCAUUGCCUCAUGAGUUUUUCAAUGACUUUGUCAAAGUAGCUGGAGAUGAGGCCAAGCACUACAGUCUGUUAGAGCAACGAAUUACAGAGCUAGGAAGCUUUUUUGGUGCAUUACCUGUACACAAUGGACUGUGGCAGUCUGCAACAGACACGUCCCAUAGCCUGUUGGCCAGACUGGCUAUAGUGCACAUGGUCCAUGAGGCCAGGGGCUUGGAUGUGCAUCCGCAGACGCUGAGCCGUUUCACUGCCCAGGGUGACAGCAAGUCUGUCCAGGUGUUGGAGGUCAUCUACAGUGACGAAAUUACUCACGUGGCUGCUGGACUCAAAUGGUUCACGUACAUCUGCUCAAAGGAGAAACGAGACUGCUUGACAACUUUCCAUGAGCUGGUUAAGAAGCAUUUCAAGGGAUAUUUGAAGCCUCCGUUUAAUACGGAAGGAAGGAAAACGGCAGGGAUGACAGAAGAGUGGUAUGUACCUCUUGUCAAACCUUCAAAUUGAUUGAGGAUCUCUCCAUCAAGCUGCUCCAGGGUCCUGUGUUCUGAGGCAUAACGUACCUUUACCUUAAUUAUCCUUUAAAGCU
Scleropages formosus (Asian bonytongue) is the source of this 1480-nucleotide messenger RNA. RefSeq lists its product as uncharacterized. Gene Ontology annotation, molecular function: 2 iron, 2 sulfur cluster binding. The coding region runs from base 124 to 1398 and encodes 424 amino acids. The record is from RefSeq and is a predicted model, not a curated record. NCBI's taxonomy places the organism in Eukaryota, Metazoa, Chordata, Actinopteri, Osteoglossiformes, Osteoglossidae. The transcript has 12 exons.